CAUGUGCCUCAUCUAUGGAAGCAGAACAAGGUGGCGCAAUUUGUAGAUCCGCGACUACAAAGCCAUGACAAGGAUGAAGUAAUGAGGACGAUCAACAUUGGGAUCAUAUGUACGAGUCGUGCAUAUGCUGACAUGUCACCGAUGUUAGCAGUAGUUAGCAUGUUAGAGUGUCCUCUAACCGCAGAAGUCGAAGCGCACAUGACAGUUCUUAGUGAUGAGGAGCAUGCUCUGCAUGUGUUGAGGAUGAUUGCGGAGAUUGACGAAGAAUUCGAAUCACAGGAGAUUACAUUGACUUUAGAAAGGUAUCAUAUUUCGAGAAAAGGAAAAGAGAAUGUUUCUUAUAAUUAUUUUCCAUCGAAACUGAGACGAGUAGCGCUAGAGCUGAGAGAAAAGAAAGAUGAAAAAUCUCUAUGCAUUGAUUCUUACACAAUUAACUUUAUCACCUUUCAACAUUGUAAAAUAUUUUCAAUUGAGAGUCAGAUUAUGUAUUUUUAUUUAGAAACAAAAGCAAUUGAAAGAUAG
Molecule: messenger RNA, 522 nt
Organism: Arabidopsis lyrata subsp. lyrata
Lineage: Eukaryota; Viridiplantae; Streptophyta; Magnoliopsida; Brassicales; Brassicaceae
Product: probable leucine-rich repeat receptor-like serine/threonine-protein kinase At3g14840
Exons: 1
Source: RefSeq, a predicted model, not a curated record